CAUCCUCUCUUACCCCAUCUUCUACUGGAUAAGGAAACCCAAAAACAGAGCCCUUUCUCCUCCUCCUCUCCCCUCUAUCAGCCAUGUCGCUCUCUUCUUUCUCCACAAUUCCCACCGCCAAAUUCCGCCUCAAAACCACCCCAUUAACCCUCCGCUCUCCAUUCCUCCACCGUCUCCCACUCCGCGCCCUCAAAACCCACAAACCCACUUCACUCCACAUCUCAAAAUCCUCAAUCUCCGCCUCACUCGAAGCCGGAGUUGGCGUAAUGGCAACAAAACUCGGAAUGAUGAGCUUCUUCGAGGAAUCAGGAACAGUUGUGCCUGUAACAGUUGUUGGGUUUCGGGAAGGCAAUAUUGUUACUCAGAUUAAAACUGAGGCUACUGAUGGAUACAACGCUGUACAAGUCGGGUAUCGACGUGUUAGGGAUAGAAAGCUGACUAAACCCGAAAUGGGGCAUCUUGAAAAGUCUGGGAUUAUUCCUCUGCGCCAUUUACAGGAGUUUAGGCUGCAGUCUAUUGAUGGGUUUGAGGUUACGCAGAAGCUUGAUUUUGGUGAGCUCUUUAAAGAGGGUGAUUUGGUGGAUGUCUCUGGUACAACUAUUGGAAAAGGAUUUCAAGGUGGUAUAAAGAGGCAUAACUUCAAGAGGGGUCAAAUGACUCACGGAUCAAAGAGUCAUAGACAACUUGGAUCAAUUGGUGCUGGGACAACACCCGGGCGUGUAUACAAGGGCAAGAAAAUGCCUGGAAGAAUGGGAGGCACAAAGAGAAAGAUAAGAAAGCUCAAGAUUGUGAAGAUCGAUGAUCAACUCAACAUUAUAAUGAUCAAAGGAGCUCUUCCUGGUAAGCCAGGAAAUCUUUUGCGAAUUGCUCCAGCCAAGAUUGUAGGCAAAAAUAUCCCCAAGAGCUAGUUUCUCUAUAUUUCAAAUGAUCAUGUAAUUUUAUUCUUUUAAAAUAUGUAGCUUUGAAUUUUGCUAAUUGCAUAGGCUGGAUAAACAUUUCACCUUCAAGUUCUAUUUGUCGGAUUUCUGGCUAAAACUCAUCCUUUACAUUUUCA
This is a messenger RNA of Nicotiana tabacum (common tobacco), 1054 nucleotides long. Lineage: Eukaryota; Viridiplantae; Streptophyta; Magnoliopsida; Solanales; Solanaceae. The record is from RefSeq and is a predicted model, not a curated record.